UUUCUUUUAUUUUAUAUACGGCUCUUUAUAUCAUAAUCUUUUCAGUUAAAGAAGCUAUAACCCGGCCACAAAUUAUUAUAAUAUAAGUGGAUGGAUAUCUAUAAGUGGAUAUCUAUCUAUACACAUAAUAUAUAUUUAUAUAUCACCACUCAUAAAAAAAAAUUAAAAAAAAAAACAAUGUCCUGACCUGACCCCAUCUACUACUUCCCCAAAACUUGUUAUAAAUACCCUCCUCUCGUUCAUCUUAAUUAUUAAUUUCCAACUCUGUCUCUCUCUUCAUCUCUCUCUGACCAAUAAGGUGUAAGGAAACAAAGCAUUUUAGAUGGUUCCAGAAUUAGAGCCAGAGAAGGUUCAAAAGUACCCGACAAUGCCAGAGGUAGUGGAGGAGCUAAAACGAGUGACAAACAUAGGCUUCCCUAUUUUGACGAUGAGUUUAGUGAACUAUCUAAGAAACAUGGCCAUGGUGGUUUGCAUGGGAAGACUAGGAAGCCUUGAACUCGCGGGUGGCGCUUUAGCCAUCGGAUUCACCAACAUCACUGGCUACUCAGUCCUCUCUGGCCUCGCCAUGGGGAUGGACCCACUUUGUAGCCAAGCUUUUGGUUCACAAAACGACGCCGUUGCAUUCCUAACUCUACAAAGAACAAUCUUCAUACUACUCUUCGCUUCACUGCCAAUCUCUCUACUUUGGUUCAACCUCGAACCCCUUAUGUUGAUCCUAAACCAAAAUCCAGACAUAACAAAAAUAGCAAGCAUAUAUUGCAAGUUCGCCAUACCUGAUCUUCUCGCUAACUCUCUUCUUCACCCUCUACGUAUUUUUCUACGUAGCAAGUCCACUACUUGGCCAUUGAUGUGGUCUAAUUUACUAGCCAUGUUUCUUCACAUUCCAAUCACUAUUCUGUUAACCUUUAAACUCUCUCUUGGUGUUCAAGGAAUAGCUAUCUCCAAUUUCCUCACAAAUUUCAUCACCCUUUUCAUUCUUUUACUCUAUCUCUAUUAUAACACCAAUAACAAGGAGUGUAAUUACUACCCUUCUUAUUUGAAAACACCAUUUUUGCCAAAAUCAUGGCCAAUUUUUUUGACCAACUCAACAUGGGAAGGUUGGGGGGUUUUGAUUAGAUUGUCUAUACAAAGUUGCUUAGCCGUGUGCUUAGAGUGGUGGUGGUAUGAGUUCAUGACGUUACUCGCCGGUUACCUUCCCAACCCCAAGGUGGCCCUCGCCACCUCCGCAAUUGUCAUACAAACCACCUCUCUCAUGUACACCCUGCCCUCCGCGCUGAGUGCCUCGGUCUCGACACGCGUUGGGAACGAGCUCGGCGCGGGGCAGCCACCAAAGGCGAGGCUGGCCGCGGCUGUGGCAGUCGGAAUAGCCCUAAUAACUUCUUUGGUGGGGCUGGUGGGGACAACUUUUGGGAGAGGAGCAUGGGGGAGGGUUUUCACUCAUGAUAAGGAGAUAUUGAAGCUUACCAUGGCCGUACUUCCCAUAAUUGGGGUGUGUGAGUUGGCUAACUGUCCACAGACUACAAGUUGUGGGAUUCUUAGAGGGAGUGCUCGGCCAGGGAUUGGUGCAGCCAUUAACUUCUAUGCGUUUUACUUGGUUGGAGCUCCGGUGGCUGUCGUUUUGGGGUUUGUAUGGAAGUUAGGCUUCUUGGGGCUAUGUUAUGGGCUCCUGGCGGCUCAAAUUGCUUGUGUUGUGUCCAUAUUGAUUGUGGUGUAUAACACAAAUUGGGAGAAGGAAUCGGUCAAGGCCAAAGACUUGAUGAUGAUCAAAGAUGUUAAUGUUGACGAUGAUGACCAUGAUCACCAGAUCGAUCAUAUCACAGUGCUACUUCAAUGACGUGAUGAUGACGAACAAUAGUUCGGUAUAUGUAGUAUUAUAUGUAUACUUGAUACCCGCAUAUAUAUAUAUAUAUUAUAUUAGCUUUCUUAUAAAGUAACAAGGUAUAAGAAAAGAAUUAAUGUUGUAGUGAAAAAUAUUAGAAAUCAUAUAAAUUACACAAAUAUUGAUUAGUUAAUAAGAACAAAAUUUUGUUAACUCAUGAGUGUGUAUCACAAAAUAUCUAGUUAUAUAUCUCCAUCAAUAUCAUUACUAUUA
Molecule: messenger RNA, 2092 nt
Organism: Humulus lupulus (European hop)
Lineage: Eukaryota; Viridiplantae; Streptophyta; Magnoliopsida; Rosales; Cannabaceae
Product: protein DETOXIFICATION 55
Exons: 2
Coding region: 323-1834 (503 amino acids)
Biological process (GO): xenobiotic detoxification by transmembrane export across the plasma membrane
Cellular component (GO): membrane
Molecular function (GO): antiporter activity; xenobiotic transmembrane transporter activity
Source: RefSeq, a predicted model, not a curated record